Cheilinus undulatus (humphead wrasse) is the source of this 2958-nucleotide messenger RNA. RefSeq names its product gasdermin-E-like. The transcript is spliced from 10 exons. Gene Ontology annotation, biological process: programmed cell death. NCBI's taxonomy places the organism in Eukaryota, Metazoa, Chordata, Actinopteri, Labriformes, Labridae. Gene Ontology annotation, cellular component: cytoplasm. The record is from RefSeq and is a predicted model, not a curated record. Bases 144 to 1565 code for a protein of 473 amino acids.
AGGGAGGGCGGGACGUCUGCGCCUUUUCGGUACAACAACAGAAAGCUCAGAGCGUCAUUGUUCAACUGGAGAAAAAUUGUCUGCUCGAAAUUUUCUCCUCUGCUUUACAAGCAAAACAAGGUCUUUGGGUGUUAGCUAUCCAGAUGUUUGCCACAGCUGCCAGAAACUUUGUAGAGGAGGUGGAUCAUGGAGGUGUACUGAUCCCGGUGUCUGGCCUGAAUGACACUAUUAAUCUUCUGACAGUGGUGGUGAAGCGUAAACGUUUCUGGAAGUGGCAGAGGCCCAAGUAUCUACCCACGGAUUUUAACCUUAAUGAUCUACUUACAGGAGACACACCUAUAACGCCAGUUUCCAUCGAGACAGACUUCAUAAAAUACAAUGGGACUUUUGGUGACAACAUUCAGGGAUCUGUCGAUGCAAAUAUUCUUGAUUAUUCCAGUUUUAAAUUGGAAAGCAAAGACACCUCCAAACUCCAAUCAUCAUUUGGAAACUUGAAGAAAGAGGAAGUGGAUGUUCAGAAACUGCUGCGAGACACCAAAGGCAGGCUCUUAGACAUGUCCCAUGAUCUGGUUCAUCAGACGAUGGUGAAGCCCAGGCAGGUGUUUGGGAUUGUAAAGGAGAGGAUUUUGACCACCCAGCCGAGCUCCGUCAUAGAGGAGGUGCAGCAGGGGGGACAGUGUGGAGGAGGACUGAGCUUCUGUGGACCAAAGAGCUCGAAGGUUUCCCUGAAGGAGAAUGGGAGCUUGAACAAAGACAGUAACAUUACAAUGGAGAUACCCGUCCAUACUACCCUCGCCUACGCCCUUAUAGAACUAGAAAUCAAACAUGACGGACGCUUUGAGCUGUGUCUAAUGUCAGACACCAAUGGAGGUUUUGAAGUAGACGGCCUGGCUGGAGAAACAUUGUUGCUUGUUUCAGAGGCUUCUUUGUGCACCUCUGAAAAUAACCACCUAAGAGAAGAGCUGGAGCAACUGAGAGAUCAUUUCAAUCUUCUUUCCUCUCUUCCUGCCCCCACAAGGUCCUCUCUGCUCCAACACUUAACAAAGGUGAUGGAGGACAAAGAGGCAGUCAGUUCACUUCAGCAUGUGUUGGAAUGGAUGCGCCUUAAUGAGAAACCUUCACUGGAUGAAGUCAGGGCCACAGACCCUUAUAAGCAGAACAUCAAAGCUAUCGUGGACCUUUUGGAGCAGGCAAAAUCAGCUCAGGAAAACAAGCCCACAUCUGUCCUCAGCGCUCUUCACCUCAUUACCAGUGCCAUAGAUGAGAUGUCACAUGAAUGUCAUGCUAUCUUGGGAGUGUGCUGCAAUCUCACAGGGUUACAGACUUUGGAGCGACUGGUUCACUGUGUAUCAGGGAAUGGAGAGUUACCUGUUGGCAGUGCAGGUGUAGCUGCAUCAACAGAAGACAUCUUUGAAAAGAUUAAACAUCUGUUUGCCUCUUCAGAAGUGUCCCUGAAGAGAGACGGGGACGAAUUGAAGACAGAAAUACACACCCAGGCAGGAAACCAUCCUCUCGUUCUGUGUAUCGCUGUCAAAGGUCUUGCAUCAUUGGCCAAAGAAGGUUAAACGAAAUAUUCUAUCGCUGGGAUGGAAAAGUGUUUUUAAGUGUUUUCUAUUUUUUUACAUAAUGGAAGGUUCUCUAAAAUCCUGAUUUGUACUGCUGCUUAGUCUCUGGUCAAUCAACAAGCAAACAUGGACCAAUGACAUUCAUCAAAAGUUUUGACAAUCAUUUAAGGCUGUGGUCACGACCCCCAAUGAUGGCACUUUUGCUGGGGCAACCUUUGUGAAUACCAUUAAGUCUUAAGAUGACACACUGCCUGCCUACAAGAGCCUCCUAGCAGGAUCCUGACUGCCCUAUAAGACAAAUGAUGUUGUAUAAUAGGAGGGGGUUCUGAACCAUGAGCUCGGGACCCUAAGGAUGAGAACUCACUUAGUUACAAAGGUAUGAAUUUUGGACUGUUUGCUUAGUAAAACAGGCAUCUUGAAGAAAUCAACCCAUGUUUUUCUAUAAGUAAUUUAAUGUCCCUUUUAUAUAGAAACUAAUAGGGAUGUGCUGAUUCAUCAGUUUGACUUCAGAAAAACAGACUCAUUUACAAAGCAAUCACUAAAUACGUUCAACAUGCAUGUGUAAAAAAACACUAACAGCUCUGAUUUCCCCAACAAGUGCAUGUCUCUAAACAAGUCAUUAUAAAUGUGAAUGUAAAGGUUUUGAUUAAGAUUUAGGUUUAUAAACCUGUACACUGUACACUGAUUAUAUUAAUCCACACCCAAGAGCCAAUCAAAUGUGGACAUGUUACGUGUAACUAACUGGGGAUAAAUAUGCCAACAACUGAUGUCGGCUUCUUGAGCACAGUCUUCAAUCUGAAGAUUUUUUGGUGGGCUUCACUGCCUUUAUUUGAAAGAUAGACAGUAGAUAGAGCUGGAGAUAAUGACGAGAGAGUGAGGGAUGACAUGCAAUACAGAGCCACAGGCUUGAACCUGGGCCGCCCACGUACAUGGGGCAACACCUAACCACGAAGCCAGAGGUUCUCAACUGGUCUGUCUUCAGAACCCACCAGUCUGUCUUACAACAGAUCGCGACCCAGGUUUCCAAAAAACUUCUAACAACACAUGUUUAAUUAAUUGAAUAUGUUGCUGUUUUGGGCUAACCUGACACACCAGAUGGAUUUCUUUCACACAUCCAUCUGGUUAACCUUCCAUAGACAGUGUUUGGGAAAGGGAAGAGCCUUUGAAAAAGAACUUGGAGGGUGAUUGGAUGUAUGUUCUGUCAUGUAUUUACGGGCCAAUCAGAGCGACAAAAAAACGUGACGUAGCCACUACUGCUACAAGGGGUAAACUCAAUAUAGAACUGCAUAACACAGACAAUGGUAACUGUAGACAUGUCAAUACACGACUUUUGUCAUUUUUGAAAAGAAAACAGCUCAAUGCUGUUCUUUGUUCUUUUAACGAUGAAAUGUCA